Molecule: messenger RNA, 532 nt
Organism: Cuscuta epithymum
Lineage: Eukaryota; Viridiplantae; Streptophyta; Magnoliopsida; Solanales; Convolvulaceae
Source: the annotation of a GenBank genome assembly
UGUACACCCUAUAAAUACCUUUUUUAGUUUCCACCCUUUCCUUUUCACUUUUUUUACCUUUCCUUCUCCAUCACUUUUCUCUCACCCUCUCUCUUUUUCUUCUCUCGGCUACGCACAACACUUCCCACUCGUGACUUUCUUUCUCUCCUCUCUUCACCACUUCAUCUUUUUUCCUCUAAUUUCUCUAGCACUUUCACUUCACCAAUCUUCCAAUUUAUUUAUUCUUGAUGGGAAGAAUCUUCCCAAAAUCAUCAUUAUUGAGAAACUUUGGCUGCUCUUGAUGCUCCUCUUUGGCGAAACUAGGAAAAAAUGGGACUGGGCCUCAAAGUAUUAUGAAAUGGAUGGCAUUUAUUUAUCAUCUUAAUCCAUUAUGGUUCUUUGUUGUAGUUAUUUGUUUCAUAGUGAUUACUAUAUCACCAUGAAGUUGAUGAGAUUCAAGAAAGUGAAAAAGAUGUUGUAAAAUAGUUUAAAGAUAACAUAUUAUCUCUUUUAGUUGUGACUUUAUACACAUGCAGUUUUGUUUGUGAUUAGU